UUUGAAAUUUUUUUAAAUGUACUCUGUUAUGAGGAGGAGCAAGUCACAAUUAAAAAUAUGGUUUUAAUGGUCGACACAGUUUAAUUGUGUUUACAUCUAUUGUUUAUUUUUAUGUUCGAGAUGUGGCCCAAACUGGUUGAUUACUCUAAAGAAGAGUGUAAACAAAUGUUAAGACGACUUGAACUUGAAGCAUAUUCUUCGGUCGUCAAUGCACUCCGAGCACAAGGCGAUUUAAAUCAGGCAAAGGCUAAAAUCUUACAUGAUCUUUCAAAUAUGUUAAGUAUAACCUUGGAACGUCACCAAGCAGAGAUUCGUAGAGCAGUUAAUGAUGAAAGAUUGUCAACAAUUGCUUAUCACGUGAGUGGUGAAGAAUCUUCACAUGAAUGGACAGUUGCUGGUAGACGGUUAAUACCUUUGUUACCUCGUUUAAUACCUCAAAAUCAAUUAACUGAGAUCGCGACUCAAUCUGCUGUGAAUCAAGCUACAAAAAACGAAUCUCUUUCCUCUCCUUCUAUGACUGCUUUCAAAAAUGUUGUUAAAAAGGAAAAAUUAGAUAGCCAUUCUAACGACAUUUCCUUGUCACCUACUGUAUCAACAUCUACUAUAUCUGUUACAGUGUCAUCACCAUCAUCAUCACAGUUUACAUCUACAUCAGUUUCACCUUCCGGGACAACAACUUCAUCCACAACCCCCACUAAAAGACUGAAACUUGACAAUGGAUCAUCCAUCACCGAUUCAUCAUUAAUUUCACCUAAAAUCAAACAAAGCAUCCCAACUUCCCCUAAGUCUUCUAUAAAAUCUGUUUCUGUUAUCUCAACCACGCGAACUAGUAUACAACUUCCUCCUACUUAUACAAUCUCCUCCACUGGUCCUAGAGUAGUUUUCAUGUCUUCUAAUGGUACUGCUGCUAGAACCUUAACUGUUAAUGAUGUCAACUCAUCUGCCACGCUUCUGACAGCAUCUUCCAACGGCGGCUCCGCUAGUACUAUCACUAAAGCCAGAGUUGUAGCUCAAGGGUCUGCGUUAGAACCUGGAACCAUUUUCAGUACAGCUAAACGCAUAAUUAGAACAACAGCUAAACCAUUUGUAACUGGUAACAGUGCUCAAAGCGGUAUGGCAUCAGCAGUUACCUUAGCACCUGGAACACGGAUUAUACCAGCUAAAAGUGCUUUUCCUCAGCAAGUUGUAGUUUUUCCUUCUAAUGGUGGACCACAAAAAACAAUAACCAUACCUCUUUCACAGACAAUCAAACAACUUCAAGUUCCCAACGUGCCUGGAAGUGGAAAUGCAGCAGUUGUGUACCAAGCUGCUUCCAACUCCAGCACACCAUCGUCCGGCGCGUUAAAAACUACUAUUCCUGGUACAAUAACUAUACAAACAUUCAAACCCUCUCCUGCAUUAAUUGCAAUUAGCCAGUGAUUGUUAAAUAGUCUAAGACUAAGUGUUAGACUUCAUAAUUUAAUUUUUAAAAUCUAUAGAAUUAGAAAGAAAUGUUUGACAAGACUGGAAAGAUCCAACAUUGUCUCAACUCAAUCAUCAGAUGAUUUUUAUUUAAAUCUGGUUUGCUCAAUAUGGAACUUUUUCUGUAUUUCCAUGGAACUCCUUGUUAAUUUUUUUCCUCAAAGCAUUUAAUCUAGCAAUAAUAUAAGGCUACAAAUCAACUUGAAGGUGAAGUUUAACUUCACAACUAGCCUCAACAAAUCAUGAAGAGCAAUUAACGUGCCAAAUGUGAUUAUUGUUCCAAAAUAUGGUCAACCUGAAUCUCAAAUACAAUCCAGUGCUUCGACAACUCAACUCACAAUCAAAUGAAGCGACUAGAUGCCAAAUUUGAGUCAUGAUGAAGCUUCAUGGCUUACUCUUUUUUUCAAGUUAUUGCGUUUAAAAACUAUUUGCUGCGACUUUUUCGUAUUGUUAUAGUCAAAUCCACUGCAUGCUCAUUCAUUUAUUAAAGUUUGUAAAGAUGUGAAUAAUCGCUAAACUAAAUUUGGAACCCUUUACUCAGCAUUUACCAGCUUUUAAUGAUCCAUAUCAAGCAUCGUAAUCAAAUCUUCUCCGUGGCCAGUCAUUCAUUAUUCUUUCUACUUUGUUAAUUUACUGAUAUGCUACUGAACUGUUCCACCCUUAAAGCGUUUUCACUAUCCUUUCGAAACUUUUCUGCACUUUAAGUUUUGAAUGAAUUUAUAAAGAUUAAUUUAUAUUUCAGCGAAACUUUAAAAGAUUUUUUUGUUCAUCGAUCAUCCAUUAGAGGUUGUAUAAACAUCUACCAUACUGUCAUUGUUAUCAAAUAACUCACCAAAUCAAUGGUAAAUGAUGUAAAAGACGUUAAGAUAAUUUAUCGAAUUGGAUGUAUAUUAAAAUAAACGAUAUAAUUAAACGAAAAA
Tetranychus urticae (two-spotted spider mite) is the source of this 2381-nucleotide messenger RNA. RefSeq lists its product as uncharacterized. The record is from RefSeq and is a predicted model, not a curated record. Gene Ontology annotation, cellular component: nucleoplasm. Lineage: Eukaryota; Metazoa; Arthropoda; Arachnida; Trombidiformes; Tetranychidae. Gene Ontology annotation, biological process: regulation of DNA-templated transcription.